This is a messenger RNA of Schistosoma bovis, 862 nucleotides long. Lineage: Eukaryota; Metazoa; Platyhelminthes; Trematoda; Strigeidida; Schistosomatidae. The record is from the annotation of a GenBank genome assembly.
CUGUUUUUGAAGUCCGACGACAAGGGCUUCUCUAGUUAGUUUAAUAUGAGCGAUAGAAAGAAUCGCAAUGCAGCUCGUGAAAUGACCGAUGACAGGGUUAGAGGAGUUGUCAAAUGGUUUAACGUCAAGGCUGGAUAUGGCUUCAUUACUCGGUCUGAUACCUCAUCCGACAUAUUCGUGCAUCAAACAGCUAUUUCGAGAAAUAACCCAGGGAAAAUGCAGCGCUCCCUUCAGGAAAAUGAAGAAGUUGAAUUUUUUGUUGUCGAGGGGGACAAAGGUGUAGAGGCCUCCGAUGUCACUGGGCCUGACAGAAGGCCGGUGAAGGGUAGUGCGUAUGCUGCGGAUCGUCCUUACGGGCGAAGUCCCAGGGAGUAUGGAGCGCGCGGUGAUAGAAAUGACUCAAAUGGUUAUCGAAGUAAUGGGUUUGGAUCGUAUCGUGGAAGAGGUAGAGGUCGCGACGGAGCCAGGACUGGCGGUGAUUUCUCAAGGAGAUUUGAAGAACGCAAUCCACGGGAUCGUAGUCGAGGAUAUGGUGUGAGAGACAAUGGUGGUUAUUACUCCAGCCCAUAUUAAUUUCAAUCUAUGUUGUACAUAUUGCAUUUUUAAUGUCUAAUUUGUACAUUUUAUCUCGUAAUACCUUGUUCUAGCUGAAAGUCAUUUUUCUGUGGAUAUCACGAUAUAUGCAUUUAUAUGUAUCUAAAAUAAAUUUUCGUUGGAAAUUAAAAACUUAGUGACUGCUCCCAGUCCGAGUAAGCUUCGCUUAGAGCAUGUGUUUUUACUCCGAAUUUGUCCUAUAAUCUGUUUUAAAUAAAAUAUAACUUGGUUUUGUAGAAAAACUGUCCUGCGAGCCUUUAAACUCGAG